AUGGAAGAUGAUGUUACAUCAACUCAAGAAGAGAAUACUACCAACAACAACAAUAACAAUAAUAACAAUAACAAUAGUAGAGGAGGAAGUCGUUUAGCUAGUAAUCUGGGAUUAAAAGGACCGUCUAGAAGUAUAUCACACUUGAAUACAAAAGAUCAACAAAGUAAAGAUAACUUGGCAAAGAAACAACAAGAGGAACAAAAGGAAAAUGAACGACUUGCAAAGGAGACACAAGAUAUAUUGGACGAUCAAGCACGUAGAGCAAAAGGUCAACUAGAUCAAGAAGAAGACGAUGGAAAUAUAUAUAUUUGGGGUACAUCUCUAAUUGCCAAAGACAUACAAAAAGAGUUUAGAGAUUAUAUAACAAACUUUAAAUUAACUAAAAAGAAAAGACAAUCUUAUCAUAAUCGAAAUAACAACAAUAAUAAUAAUGAAGAUGAUAGUGAUAUUGAUAUGGAUGGACCACAAGAUAAAGAUGAUGAUCAUAUGGACAAUAUUGACGAUCAAACACCAUUAUACUUGACAUUAUUUGGUAAACUAAGAGAUACAGCUGGAGCACAUUUAAAUAUCAAUCUAAACUAUCUACGUAGUUUUAAUCCAAAGUUGUGUCGUCAGUGGAGCAAGUAUCCAACUGAAAUAUUACCACUUUUGGAAAAAGAGCUCAACGACAUAUACAUGGAAUUCUUAGAGGAUACAUACCAAGAUGAGAACCAUCCCGAUUACCAAGACCCACAAGAUUUUCCAACCAUUGAAAUUCAUCCAUUCAACUUGGGUACUAAUACUCCAAUGCGUGAAUUAAAUCCAACUGAUAUAAAUCAAUUGAUAUCUAUAAGAGGAUUAAUCAUUAGAACAAGUUCAGUUAUACCAGAUUUAAGAGAAGCAUUAUUUCAAUGUACUGUAUGUAAUACAGAGGCAAGGAGUGAAUUGGUAAAAGGAAAGAUUAUUGAACCUGCUGCAUGUCCAAAUCAAAAUUGUAAGGCCAAGCAGGCAAUGAUGUUGGUUCACAAUCUUUGCACAUUUGGCGAUAAACAAUAUAUAAAACUACAAGAAACUCCCGAUGCCAUCCCAGAGGGUGAAACUCCUCACACUGUGGCUCUCUUUGUCUAUGGUGAUAUGAUCGAUGUUGGAAAACCUGGUGAUCGUGUUGAAGUUACUGGUGUAUUUAAAGCAAAUCCAAUGAAAGCAAGUGCAACUACAAAAACUCUAAGAUCAAUUUAUAAAACUUAUAUUGAUGUAUUACAUAUUAAAAAAACAGAAAAAGGAGAUUUUAUUGUAGAUAGUGAAAAUGCAGAUUUAAUGUUUGAUGAUAUUCAUGAUGUUGAAAUAUCAGAUGAAAGAAUAACAGAGAUUGAAAGUUUAGCCAAAAGAGGUGAUAUUUAUGAUUUGAUUACUAAAUCGUUGGCACCAAGUAUAUGGGAGAUGGAUGAUGUUAAAAAGGGAAUAUUGUGUCAGUUGUUUGGUGGAUCUGACAAGAACAAGGGCAAUACAGGUACGGGUGGAAGAUUCCGUGGCGACAUUAAUAUUUUGUUGUGUGGUGACCCGGGUACGUCCAAGUCACAGAUGUUGUCGUAUGUGCACAAGAUUGCACCACGUGGCAUUUACACGUCGGGUAAGGGCAGUAGUGCGGUUGGUCUGACGGCCUAUAUCACGCGUGACCCCGACACGCGAGAGACGGUGCUCGAGAGUGGUGCCUUGGUGCUGUCGGAUCAGGGUGUAUGCUGCAUCGACGAGUUUGACAAGAUGUCUGAUCAGACACGAUCUAUUCUGCAUGAAGUCAUGGAGCAGCAGACCGUGUCGGUUGCCAAAGCCGACGAGGCUGUUGAAGGCCUGGUCGAAGGCUACCUCGAAAUGCGUAGCAAGGGUGACGGAAAGCGGACCAUCACGGCCACCCCGAGACAGCUAGAGUCGUUGAUCAGACUCUCCGAAGCACAUGCCAAGAUUAGACUCUCUGAAAUUGUUGAGCCUCUCGACGUCCAAGAAGCCAUCCGUCUCGUCAGAGUGGCACUCCACCAAGCUGCCAUCGAUCCAACCACCGGUACCAUCGACAUGGAUCUCAUCACAACUGGUCGCAGUGCUUCCAACCGUCUUGAAUUAAAAGAAUUAAAAGAGUUUAUUUUAGAGGUUGUCAAUGCAAGAAAUACAACCUAUGAUACACUUCAAAAACUUUUCCUACUUGAUCCAAACCAACAACAAAGUCAACCAAGUCAACAACAACAAUAUCAACAUCAACAAAAUCAACAACAACUUAAUCCAAACCAAAGAUUUACAAAUGAAGAUAUUAAAGAAGCACUCAAACAAUUAAUAAGUGAAGAACAAAUUAGAAAUGAAGGUGGUAGUAUUGGUCAUAUGGUUUAUAAAAAAUACUAA
Cavenderia fasciculata is the source of this 2367-nucleotide messenger RNA. RefSeq names its product MCM family protein (gene mcm4). Gene Ontology annotation, biological process: DNA strand elongation involved in DNA replication; DNA replication; mitotic DNA replication initiation. The record is from RefSeq and is a predicted model, not a curated record. Lineage: Eukaryota; Evosea; Eumycetozoa; Acytosteliales; Cavenderiaceae. The transcript has 5 exons. Gene Ontology annotation, cellular component: nucleus; MCM complex. The coding region runs from base 1 to 2367 and encodes 788 amino acids. Gene Ontology annotation, molecular function: single-stranded DNA helicase activity; ATP binding; single-stranded DNA binding.